This is a messenger RNA of Argentina anserina (silverweed cinquefoil), 512 nucleotides long. Its product is annotated as U11/U12 small nuclear ribonucleoprotein 25 kDa protein-like. Lineage: Eukaryota; Viridiplantae; Streptophyta; Magnoliopsida; Rosales; Rosaceae. The coding region runs from base 127 to 417 and encodes 96 amino acids. The record is from RefSeq and is a predicted model, not a curated record. The transcript is spliced from 4 exons. Gene Ontology annotation, biological process: mRNA splicing, via spliceosome.
UUGCAAACUUGUGAACUGCAUGAGUUGUGGACGAAAUCGGAUGGACUCCGGGCUCGUAUCACAUCCCAUUCAAACUCAUCAAGUUUUUCUCGGCUGCUUAUCAAGAAGAGCUUUGCUUACCACAAGAUGCCUCAACAGCCUCUUAAUCUCUCUGUGAUGAAAUUGGACGGCUCUACCUUCGACGUGCGAGUUUCAAGGAUGGCAACGGUGGCCAAACUAAUAGAGGCCGUGAAGGAUGUUUUUGAUCAGUCAGCAAAUGAGGAUGAAGUGAUAUCAUGGUCACAUGUUUGGGGUCAUUUUUGCUUAUGUUAUAAUGGCCAGAAGCUACUUGAUUACAAGGAAUAUAUUCGACUCAUCGGAAUCAAAGAUGGCGAUCAGCUUCGUUUUGUUCGGCAUCUAUCAGUUAAUAGCUUAUAAUCAACAGGAAAAGAGGCUAUGCUAUAUUCUGAACGAAGAAGAAGCUAUCCUUACAAUUGAUCGAUGUGGUUUAUGAUCUCAUCAUGAUGAACACA